This is a messenger RNA of Helianthus annuus (common sunflower), 1869 nucleotides long. RefSeq names its product protein CHUP1, chloroplastic. Gene Ontology annotation, cellular component: chloroplast outer membrane. The coding region runs from base 52 to 1632 and encodes 526 amino acids. NCBI's taxonomy places the organism in Eukaryota, Viridiplantae, Streptophyta, Magnoliopsida, Asterales, Asteraceae. The record is from RefSeq and is a predicted model, not a curated record. The transcript is spliced from 4 exons. Gene Ontology annotation, biological process: chloroplast organization.
GAUAGGAGAAGAUGAUGAUGAUGAUGAUCAUGAACAUGUAUUUAUGAAAAAAUGGGGAACGAAAACCGAGAUAUAGCUCCAGUGUUAUUGAAAUUUGGGGUGGCUUUAGCAUUGUCUUUUGGUGGCGUUCUUUAUUCUUUGCUCAUAAACAAGAGAUCAAAGGCUUCUCAAUCCCCGAAAGAUCCUCGAAAACAUUCAGAUUGCAAUAAACAAGGGAAUUCAAGAAGCAAUGAUCUGCGUUUUGAUCCGCUGGCAACCGAUAAACAUGAGGAACUGCAUGAUUUGAAAAAUACCGAAAUUGUUAGAGCAAAUAGUGAAUCACCAAAAGGAUAUUCACAUGCAGAAAAGGACACCCAUGAACAAGAGAUCAAGAGUCUAAGAAACACGGUAAAAUUCCUUAAAGAAAGGGAGAGUAACUUGGAGAUCAAGUUGCUUGAAUACUAUGGUCUAAAAGAACAAGAAACUGUAGUCAUGGAGCUUCAAAACCGUCUUAAAGUGAAUAACGUGGAAGCUAAACUUUUUUCACUAAAGAUAGAGUCGUUACAAGCCGAUAACAAGAGAUUGGAGGCACAAAUGACUGAUUAUAAAAAAGUUGUAAUGGAUCUUGAAGCUGCUCGAACCAAAAUAAAGAUGCUAAAAAAGAAGCUUAAAUCAGAAGCUGAACAGAACAAGAAACAAAUCUUAGAUCUCCAUCAACGAGUUCAAAAGAUGCAGGAAGACGAAAACAAACAUGUACGCAAGAUUGAUCCGGAGAUCGAAUCAGAGCUCAAUAAACUUAAGUGUCUAGAAGCCGAAGUACUAGAAUUAAGAAAAUCGAAUGAUGUUUUGCAACUAGAAAAGAUUGAAUUGGCUCAUAGAUUAGACUGUGUUCAAAUCCUCGCAACAUCUGUCUUAGAAUAUGCCGAGAGCGAGAAAGCCAAAGAAGAAAGUCAAACCCUGAAGAAACAAAAUGACGAUUUAACAAAACAACUCGAGACACUUGAAGCAGACAAAUGCGCUGAUGUUGAAGAACUUGUUUACCUCAGAUGGAUCAACGCAUGUUUACGAUAUGAGCUCAGAAACUACCAACCAGGACCCGGUAAAACAACCGCUAGAGACCUCAGUAAAAACUUAAGCCCAAAAUCAGAAGAAAAGGCCAAGCAAUUAAUCCUAGAAUACGCUAACAAAGAAGACCAAGGUUUAAUCAAUUUACAAGAAAUUGACUCUGAUCGAUGGUCGAAUUCUCAAGCUUCAAUCAUAAGUUUCAGUGAUUUUGACGAAUCAUGUGUUGAAGAUUCGUUACCGCAUAAUAAGAAAAAUAAGUUUUUUGGAAAACUUAUGCGGAUAUUAAGAGGAAAAGAUAAGGAUAAACGAAAUCAUAGCCGGAAUUCAUCUGAAGAUAUGAGUUCUUGUUGGUCACCGGAGAAUCAAAGGUUGAGAAUAUCGUCAGAAAAGUUGACUCAUAGGCAUAGUGAUUCAAGUUUUUAUAAGCAGAUUGAAAAGGAUGGUGGUGGUGGUGGUCGUCGGUCGUAUUCGGUUUCUACCGGUGGGGGGAAAUCUGAGUUAGUGAAAUAUGCAGAAGCUUUGAAAGAUUCACGUCCCAUGUCAAAGUUUAAGGCUCAUCGGAGAACGCCGUCGCUUACAUUUUUCUGAUCGGUUUCUUUUUUCCAACAACUAAAUUUAAUAUACGGUAAAAGUGUAAACAAAAAAGUAUGCGACGGGAAAGAAAGAAAGAAAUGCAUCUAAAAGAGUUGCAAUAGAUUUUAUAUUUGUUCGGGCUUUUAUGUUAGACUUGACAUGUUUAACUAGGAUGUGGACAUAUGGACCGUUUGUUUACAAAUUUUGAGUUAUCAACCGGACACGAUCGAACUAUUAUAGAAAGUAAGUUAU